AUGUCCAUGGCAACGCUCGCUAAUCGUGCUUGCAGACCAAUUGCUCUUUCCAACUUCAGAACAGAUCAGUCAAGCAAUGACCACAUUAGUUCGUUGUGUAAACAAAAACUUUUCAAAGCUGCAAUGGAUGGGUUUGAUUUUUUACGUGAAAGAACCAACUUUCAAGUAAAGCCCAGCACCUACGCCCAUCUCUUUUCUGCAUGCUCGUCUCUGAGAUCGCUUGAAGAAGGCAGAAGAGUUCAUGAACAUAUUCUAGCAUCGAAUUAUCAUCCAGAUAUGAUUCUCUGUAAUCACAUUCUCAACAUGUAUGGAAAAUGCGGAUCAUUAGAGGAUGCUCGCAAGGUGUUCGACAAAAUGCCUGAGAGAAAUGUAGUCUCUUGGACUUCAAUGAUUGCUGGGUACUCACAAACUGGUCAAGAAAACGAAGCAAUUAAGAUGUAUUGUGAAAUGCGGUUGUCAGGCAUUAUGCCUGAUCAGUUUACAUUUGCAAGCAUAAUAAGAGCUUCAUCAGGUAUGAAUAGCAUCAAGUUAGGAAGACAACUGCAUGCAAAUGUCAUUAAGUUAUCAUCAGGCUCUCACCUCAUAGCCCAAAACGCUUUAAUCACAAUGUAUACAAACUUUGGCAAAAUUUCCGAGGCUUCACUUGUGUUUUCCAGUAUAAGGACAAAAGAUUUAAUAUCAUGGAGCUCUAUGAUUUCUGGCUUUUCUCAGCUUGGUUAUGAACAAGAAUCUUUAGCCUGUUUCAAGAAUAUGUUCAGCUAUGGAACAUACAACCCAAACGAGUUCAUUUUUGGUAGUAUUCUCAGUGCAUGUGGCAACCUUCUACACCCAGAAUACGGAAAGCAAAUACACGCAAUGAGUAUAAAACACAUGCUCCAAAAAGACACUUUUGUUGGGUGUUCACUUAGUGACAUGUAUGCAAGAUUUGGAUUCUUGAAUUCUGCAGAAACUGCAUUUUGUCAGAUUGAGAAUCCCGAUGUUGUUUCAUGGAACACUAUUAUAGCUGGAUUUGCUUAUUCUGGAUAUGUAAAUGAAGCUGUAUUCUAUUUCUCAAAGAUGAGAAACAUGGGAUUCAAACCUGAUGACAUUACUCUUAGGUCUCUACUUUGUGCUUUCACAACCCCAUCAACUCUACACCAAGGUAAACAAUUGCAUUCCUACGUCACUAAAACAGGGUUAGACAUACACAUUUCUGUAUGUAAUACUUUACUUUCAAUGUAUGCAAAGUGUUCGGAUCUUGUUAAUGCUUUUCAAAUCUUUAAUGACCUUGAAAACAACAAAGAUUUGGUAUCUUGGAACACUAUACUUACCAUUUGCAUUCAGAAUAAACAAUCGGAAAAAGUUUUCAAACUUUUUCGAUUACUGAUUUUGUCUAAUAAUAACCCGGAUCAUGUUACUUUUGCUUCCUUACUCGUGGGUUGUCGGGAACUUGCAUCUUUAAAAACAGGGGAACAAGUUCAUUGCUUUAUAAUCAAAACUGGUUUUGAGGUUGAUAUAUGCAUGACAAAUGGAUUAAUCGACAUGUACACGAAAUGUGGGUCCCUUUUAAACGGUCGAAAACUCUUUGAUUACAUGUGUUAUCAUGAUGUUUUCUCAUGGAGUAGUUUGAUUCUUGGGUAUGCUCAAUUCGGAUACGGAAAAGAAGCUCUUGAUCUCUUCAAACGAAUGAGAGAUUCACGGGUCGACCCGAAUGGUGUGACUUUUGUUGGUGUUUUAACCGCUUGUAGCCAUGUGGGAUUGAUAAAAGAAGGAUUGGAGUUAUUCAAUUCCAUGGAAACAAAACACGCGAUCAUGCCAACUCGAGAACAUUACGCGUGUGUGGUUGAUUUGCUUGCUCGAGGUGGAUUGAUAAAAGAAGCGGAAUCGUUUAUUGAUUGGAUGCCAUAUGAUCCGGAUGUUGUGAUGUGGAAGACUGUGUUGGCUGCGUGUAAGACGCAUAAUAAUGUUGAGAUUGGUGAAAGGGUUGUGGAGAAGAUAUUGAAGAUUGAUCCGGGGAAUUAUACGGGUUAUGUGUUGCUUUGUGGGAUAUAUGCGGGUUUAGGGAAGUGGAAAGAGGUUGGUGAGUUGAGAAGGUUGAUGAAAGAGAAGGGUGUAGGUAAAGUUCCGGGGCAAAGUUGGAUUGAAAUUGAGGGACUAGUACAUGUGUUUUGUGUAGAAGAUGUUUUGCAUAACGAAAGGGAUAAAAUAUAUGGAGUUUUAGAGGAAUUGUGGUUACAUAUGAGUUCAUUUGAUAAGGUAGGGGGUGAUAUUGAGUUGAAUGAAAUUGAGCAAGUUGGAAUAGACUUGAGAGAGAAACGAAUGAAUGCAUAA
Lactuca saligna is the source of this 2310-nucleotide messenger RNA. Lineage: Eukaryota; Viridiplantae; Streptophyta; Magnoliopsida; Asterales; Asteraceae. The record is from the annotation of a GenBank genome assembly.